AUGGCAUCUGUGCUUGGAAAAGGAAAAUAUUCUAAAAUAUAUCGUGGGAGAAGUCACCCAAACGGAUUGUGGCACGCUGUGAAAGUGGAUAAUACUCAUAGGAAAGCCAGCUAUGCACCUCACGAAGUCUCCAUAUUGAGAAUUAUCAUGUAUCCCAAAGAAGUCCCUCACAUUCCAAAACCUCUUGCAUAUGUCAAAACGCCUUCGAUUUCCUACUUUGCAAUGACUCUUCUCGGAAAGAAUAUCAGCGAUCUGAAGCUCGAAAGUCCAGAACAACGCUUUCCAAGUGGAACUCUGAGCCGUAUUGGUCUUCAAGUGCUUCAUGCUCUCAAAUCAAUGCACAAAAAAGGAAUCAUUCAUCGUAAUAUUAAACCAUCGAAAUUGAUGAUGGGACAUGAAGAAGAUGGGAAAAGAUGGCGUCUUGUUCAUGUGAUUGGUUUUGGGUUUGCAAGACAAUGGGCUUAUAAUCAGGAUAAAUUCAAUCCAACAAAAAUGCAUCCUCGUCCACUGAGAAAAAAGGUCCGAUUCCGUGGAUCUCUGAAAUUCUCUUCUCCUAAUGCUCAUCUUGGAUGUGAUUUGAGCCGUCGGGAUGAUUUAUGGUCACUUUUGUUCACAUUUAUUGAUCUGAAUGGUAGUUUACCAUGGGCUGCAGAAAGAGACCAUUCCAUUUUGGCAAAGAAAAAACUCGACCCAGAAAUAGUUCUUGCCGAUAUGCCGCCAAAUUUCGACAAAGUAAUGAAGCAUUUGAUUGAGCUGAAACCUUUGGAGAGACCGAAUUAA
Caenorhabditis briggsae is the source of this 780-nucleotide messenger RNA. Gene Ontology annotation, molecular function: protein serine/threonine kinase activity; ATP binding. The coding region runs from base 1 to 780 and encodes 259 amino acids. Lineage: Eukaryota; Metazoa; Nematoda; Chromadorea; Rhabditida; Rhabditidae. The transcript is spliced from 3 exons. The record is from RefSeq and is a predicted model, not a curated record. Gene Ontology annotation, cellular component: cytoplasm; nucleus. Gene Ontology annotation, biological process: peptidyl-serine phosphorylation; signal transduction.